AUGAAAAGGCCCGUGCGAGAAACUCUCCAAAAUUUCCCCAAGUCGUUUAAACUCCGCCCUAUGUUUGGUUAUUUCCAAACUUCAACCAGAACCAAACUCACCUUCCUCUCCACCACAACCGCCUCUCGCCCAGUUGCUUGCUCCCCUCAUUAUUUCUUGUUUUCAUCUGUGUUCCACUACCAAGUGGUCUGCGCCCCAUGUAAUCCUCCUCAUGUUGUUCCGUUGGUUGUCCUUGUUACCCACCCGUGUGUCUGUGCGCGGUCGCCACCUGUCACUGUUCUGGGCUUUUGUUCCUGCCCAUUGCCCCUUUGUAGUUCCUCCCCGACAAGUGGCCACUUGCUAAUACUGACUCUCCCGGACAGGUUCACUUUCGCAUUGCGCCACGUAGCGGCAGCCGCAGUAGACGCGCGCCUAUCACCAUCAUCAAACCCAAGCUUGGCUCUCCAGACAACGUCUCAACGUGGUAUCCGCCCUCUGCUACCCUCCUCUCAUUCAACGAGCCAGAGGCUCCGCUUUGACGCGCCUUGUUUGUGGUUGCGCAUUCGGCGGACAGCGCAAAGGGUGGUCGGGUGGGGGAAUGUUUUUUGA
Molecule: messenger RNA, 588 nt
Organism: Laccaria bicolor S238N-H82
Lineage: Eukaryota; Fungi; Basidiomycota; Agaricomycetes; Agaricales; Hydnangiaceae
Exons: 1
Coding region: 1-588 (195 amino acids)
Source: RefSeq, a predicted model, not a curated record